AUGGUUAAAGGUUUUAGUCCAUAUAAACCUCAUAGACCUCAUACGCUUAGGUUUAAAGGUUCUGUCAUUCCAACGGCAAUUAUUCCAACUAUUGUUGUCACUAUAGUAGCAGCAGUCGUUACUGUCGUUCAUCAUAAAACAAGUAUAAAACUGGGUAUAGCAAAUACUUUUAUUUCUGUACUCGGUUUGGUUGUUGGUUUAUUACUUACUUAUAGAACAAAUACUGCUUAUGAUAGAUAUUAUGAAGGUCGUAGAUUAUGGUCAACAUUGAGUGUUGGAAUUAGAAAUAUAACUAGAUAUAUUUGGGUUUGCGUAAGCUUAAGUGAGGAAGAAAAAAAACAUGAAAAAAAAGACCUGGAAAAAAGAACAAAUAUAUUAGAGAUAGAGAAAAAGAAAGCUAUAAAGCUUCUUGCAGGAUUUGCCAUUGCUGUAAAACAUUAUCUUCGUGAAGAAUACGCUUAUGAUAAGGAUGACCAACUUAAAACUCUCGUUUCGAACGUAAAACUGGAUUCACCAGAUUAUUGGCCAAAAGGUAUCGAAAGUAGUGAUAUUACAAACCGUAAAAAAAAACCUCAUUUACGUGGAAAGGGAGAUAAUAUUCCGAAUUAUAAUCUUCCAUUGGAAAUCUCUUUAUUUCUUUCCUCUUAUAUUCACACCCAAAUGAAAAAAAAAAGAAUUGAUGCCCCAACCUGUAAUAGUUUACUCCAGAAUCUUAAUGUUUUGGUUGAUUGUUUAUCUAAUUUUGAGAGAAUUUUGAGAACUCCUAUUCCCUUAGCUUAUUCAAUUCAUUUAAAUCAAGUUGUGUGGAUUUAUUGUCUUAGUUUACCUUUUCAAUUGGUUGCAACCACGGGAUGGGCCACAAUCGCUGUAGUAUUUUUUGCCACAUUUGUCUUGAUCGGUAUUGAGAGAAUUGGCGCUGAAAUCGAAAAUCCCUUUGGUCUUGAUGAAAACGAUUUGGAUCUUGACGGUUUUUGCAGAAUAAUUGAUGAAGAAGUCAAAAUCAUUACAUCUCGUACAGCACCAAAAACCAUAGAUUGGGUUCACACUGAAGAAAAUCAUCCAUUCGAUGAUCAAAAAAUCAAUGCACUUCAAGCAGGAAAAUUACCUUUGAGUGAAGUUAAAUCUAAACUUCCAAAUUCGGCAAAAAAUUCUAUGGAUAUAGAUCGAGAACAAGUUUCCGGAGGUGUUGACCAAAAUUCAUCUCAAAAUUUAAACGAAGUCAAAGUCGAAAAAUAA
Messenger RNA from Diversispora eburnea, 1236 nucleotides. The record is from the annotation of a GenBank genome assembly. Lineage: Eukaryota; Fungi; Glomeromycota; Glomeromycetes; Diversisporales; Diversisporaceae.